Molecule: messenger RNA, 1183 nt
Organism: Nothoprocta perdicaria
Lineage: Eukaryota; Metazoa; Chordata; Aves; Tinamiformes; Tinamidae
Gene: BOD1
Product: biorientation of chromosomes in cell division 1
Exons: 4
Coding region: 13-567 (184 amino acids)
Source: RefSeq, a predicted model, not a curated record
CUGCCGGGGGCCAUGGCGGAGAGCGGCGGCAGCGGCGGGGCCGCCCCGGGCGGCGGAGGCGGCGGCGGAGGCGGCGGGGCGGGCGCGGGCGGCGCGGCCUCCGGCUCGGGGCCCGGCGCCGCCGACCCGGCCUCGCUGCCGCCGGGGGACCCGCAGCUCAUCGCCAUUAUCGUGGAGCAGCUCAAGAGCCGCGGCCUGUUCGACGGCUUCCGCCGCGACUGCCUGGCCGACGUGGACACCAAGCCAGCCUAUCAGAAUUUGAGGCAGAAAGUGGACAACUUUGUAUCUACCCAUCUGGACAAACAAGAAUGGAAUCCAGCAAUGAACAAAAACCAGUUACGAAAUGGGCUAAGGCAAAGCGUGAUUCAGUCAGGAAUGCUGGAAGCUGGAGUGGACAGAAUUAUUUCUCAGGUGGUGGAUCCAAAACUAAACCACAUCUUCAGGCCACAGAUAGAGAAGGCGAUUCAUGAGUUUUUGGCUGCGCAAAAGAAGGAGGAGAGUGUGCCAGCUCCACCGCCAGAGCCYGAGAAUAAGGAUCCUCCCGCUCCAUCUCAGGAUGCGUCCUAAAGUGAGUUCCUGCUCCUAAGCAGCUGCAGUUGCAAAACGCACGCCCUGUUAUAUCGGCAAUGGAUCGUUUGUUCCAUUUGGUUCAGGACUGCUGUCUGCCAAAGAUGAUCAACAUUGUCAGACCUAUGGGAAAAAUGAGUGAAAUUCACAUGCACCCGAGUCCUGCAUGUAGAGGGACAGCCUGUACAUGAAGAUAUUAUUGCUAUUUUUAACAGAGCUAGAGAAUGUGUUCUUAAUCAUGCCUUMACACAAGAAGAUGAGAAGAAAAAGGGAAUCAUCAUGUCUGGGGGGAGUAAGGAAGUGGUUUGAGAUGAUACUGGACUUGGGAGCAGAAAGAGAAGUAGUAGGUUUUGGCGGGGAAGGACAGUCUCUUGGAGACUAUACAAGAAUCAUGAGACUUACUUUGAUAUAGGCCAGAUGAGAAGCAGCAUCAUAUGCCUCUGCUGCAUAAUGCAGCAUUGAGUGUUAGGUGCCAAGCUAGAUGCAACUCAUUGCACUGCCUGCUUUAGAAAUACAGUUUCUCGUUUAAAACUGGAAAAAAAAACCACUUCAGGGUCAAUUAUCCAGAUAACAGUUUCUGUUGCAUUGCAGGAAAAUGUUUACAGUUAGCUAUGAC